CAAAGCAUCUGGAUUUUCACUCCCUCACUGAAGCCUCCGUCACCGCGACCGCAUUGCUCGCCCGUGGCACCCCAACGUCCGGCACAAGUCAAUGUCAUGGUGAAGAAGGGAAAAGGCAAGGCUGAGCAGCCUGCCGCUGGUCUGGCCAACCCCGCCAAAGAUGCGGCCAAGGGCAAAAAAGGCCAAAAGGCCACGGCUAUCGAGCCCGCCGCCCCUGCUGAGCCGGCAGCACCGCCGCCGAAGCCGACGGUCAAGCAAAUCAUCGGAGGCUCGUCAUGGACGGGGAAGCUCCCAGUCAACUUGCUGAGCGAGUACUGCCAGAAGCAGCAAUGGGGGAAGCCCGAGUACGAUACGAGGAAGACGCCCGAAGGCUUCUCGGUCUGGGUCACACUGAGCGCCAAGGACCCCAAGACACAGCUGAUGACGAAGCUGGACCCUUUCAAGAUCCCACCGAGCCACAAGCAUCUGCUGCUCAGGGACACGGCGCUGGAGGCCAAGCAUGCGGCGGCCACGUAUGCGCUGUUCCGCGUGUGCAGCAUGCAGAACAAGCACACGGUGCUGCCGCCCGACUAUAAGUCGCUCUGGAAGGAGUUCCAGGCACUGAAAGCGCAGGACGUCAAGGAGGGCAAGGCGUGGAUGUACGAAGCCGAUCCCUUCAAGGCACUUCAGGAACGACAGGAUGCCAAGGCUGCUGCCGAAAAGAAGAGAAAGGAGGCCGAGGCAGCCAAGGCCAAGGCGAAGGAGAUGCACGGCGCGGCGGGCCUCGUGCUGCUGAGCGGUGCCAACGGUGGUGCAGGGCCCAACCCGAUGAAGGGAUGGAUCACGGCGCCCAAGGUCGAGAUGGGCAGGAAGACGAGAGUGCAGCUCGAAGCUCUGCUGCGGCAGGGAAUCAAAUGGAACCCGCACGACGUGCGCAUGCCGCAGAGCCGAAAGGAUGCCGUGGUGGCGGAGCUGGCCAAGCUGGGAUUCCGCCGCAGCCACGUCGCGGAAGCCGUCGAGUACUGCAAGGACCGGGAGGAGACGCUGGAGUGGCUGCUGAUCCAUGUGCCCGAGGACGACCUGCCGCGGUGGGCGUUGCCAGAGAGCUACUCGGCCGGCAUCUCGGUUGGAGCCACCAACCUGAGGCGGGAGGGCAUCAUCAAGUCGCUCUCAGAGACGGGCUACUCCUUGGAGCUCUGCACGCGGCUCGUCGACGAGAACGGGGGCGACGAGGGCAAGGCAGCCGAGGCGUUGCAAAACAUCCUGCUCGCCGCAACCUCGGCGGAGCAGUCGUCUGACGACGCGGAUGACUUUCUCGACCUGGGCUCGCCUGAAGAGCAGUGGAAAGAGGAAGUUGAAAGCCUAGAGGCCAUGUAUGGCGAGAACUUCCGCCGCGAGGGCGACCAGGUCAUUCAGAUACGUCUGGAGUCUGUCCGAAACGCGCAGGAUCCGAAACAGGGCGAGGUGGAGGCCUUUCUCCAAGUCCGGAAGGCAUCUAGCUACCCAAAGCAUCUGAUCAUCGCCAUCAUAGCCAAGCUGCCGUCAUACAUCAAGCUGAGCGUCACGAAGAAGGCGCUGGCGUACAUGGAGGAGUCUUUGCAGGACGAACCGAUGAAGAUAUAUCUUGUCACGGACUGGGUACAGCAGAACAUUAACGCCAUAAUCGACAAUCCUGGCAAGCUUGUGGACAUCUCUGCCGUGUCGUCGGCCGCCUCCGAGAAUCACCCCAUACUGUCAGCAGCAUCAAAACAACGUUCCCGAAGGCCCCCGAGACAGAUUCAGUGGCGAACAGACAAUCAGAGCACGGAAAGGUGGCUCAAGAGACAAGAGAGUUCCGCUUGGAAGGGCAUGCUGGCGAAGCGGAAGACGCUGCCAGCUUGGCAGAUGCGAGAGCGCAUUAUUCAGACCGUCAUCGACAACCACGUUACCAUUAUCAGCGGAGAGACGGGAUCUGGAAAGUCCACGCAGUCAGUGCAAUUUAUCCUGGACGACCUGUACGGGCAAGGUCUCGGCGAAUGCGCCAACAUGAUUGUCACGCAGCCGCGCAGAAUCUCAGCGCUAGGCCUCGCGGACAGAGUGGCAGAAGAGCGGUGCUCCCGUGUGGGAGACGAAGUCGGAUACGCCAUCCGUGGAGAGUCACGACAGUCACGGGAUACGCGAAUCACAUUUGUCACAACCGGUGUGUUGCUGCGGCGUCUGCAGACGUCUGGCGGGCGUGUCGACGAUGUUGUGGCAGCGUUGGCGGACGUGAGCCACGUCAUCAUCGACGAGGUACACGAAAGGAGUUUAGACACGGACUUUCUGCUGAAUCUCAUCCGCGACGUGAUGAGGACGAAGAAGGACAUGCUAAAGCUCAUCCUCAUGUCGGCAACCCUAGAUGCGACCACUUUCAAGUACUACUUCGCCUCAGAGGGCUUGAAUGUGGGCACCGUCGAGAUUUCUGGUAGAACAUUCCCCGUCGACGAGUAUUACCUUGACGACGUGAUCCGGAUGACGGGCUUCAACGCCGAAGCCAACGACAAGGGGUUCAUCGGGGACGAGGCGAUGGGCAAGAUCAUCCAGAAGCUCGGGCACCGGAUCAACUACAACCUGCUGGCGGAGACGGUCAAGGCCAUCGACUACGAGCUCUCCUAUGAAAAGAAGACGGGCGGCAUCCUUAUCUUCCUGCCGGGCGUGGGCGAGAUCAACCACGCUUGCAACUACCUGCGGUCGAUAAACUCCCUACACGUUCUGCCUCUUCACGCGUCCUUGGAGACGCGAGAGCAGAAGAGGGUCUUUGCUAGCCCACCGCCGGGCAAACGCAAGAUCGUGGUCGCUACCAACGUCGCGGAGACGUCCAUCACCAUCGACGACAUUGUGGCUGUGAUUGACAGCGGCAAGGUCAAGGAGACUAGCUUCGACGCGCAAAACAACAUGCGGAGGCUCGAGGAGACGUGGGCCUCGCGGGCGGCGUGCAAGCAGAGACGUGGCCGCGCGGGUCGUGUGCAGGAGGGCCGAUGCUACAAGCUCUACACGCAAAACCUCGAGCAGCAGAUGGCCGAGCGGCCGGAGCCGGAGAUUCGAAGAGUGCCGCUGGAGCAGCUCUGCCUCUCGGUGCGCGCCAUGGGCAUGCGCGACGUGGCUUUGUUCCUGGGCCGAUCGCCCACGCCGCCGGCGGCGCUGGCUAUCGAGGGCGCCAUCAAGCUGUUGCAGCGCAUGGGCGCCAUGGACGGCGACGAGCUCACGGCCAUGGGCCAACAGCUUGCCAUGCUGCCGGCAGACCUGCGGUGCGGAAAGCUCAUGGUAUUCGGCGCCAUCUUUGGGUGCCUGGACGACUGCGUGACGAUUGCGGCCAUUCUGAGCGCCAGGAGCCCGUUUCUAUCGCCGCAGGAGAGGAGAGAGGAGGCGAGAAGCGCAAGGAUGACCUUUUUCAGCGGAGAUGGCGACCUCAUCACGGAUCUCGAGGCCUUCCACCAGUGGGACGGGCUGAUGCGAGACCGAAUCCCGCAACGGCAGGUCAGGUCGUGGUGCGAUGAGAACUUUCUCUCGUUCCAGACGCUGUCAGACAUUUCCAACACCAAGUCGCAGUUCUACACGGCGCUCUCGGAGAUUGGCAUCGCCACGCCGUGGAAGGCGGACGCGUCCUCGAGCGCGAGCCAGCGUGACCCGCUGCUGAUACGGGCCCUAAUCGCGUCGGCUUUUGCGCCGCAGAUUGCGAGGAUCCAGUACCCGGACAAGAAGUAUGCGAACUCCAUGUCGGGGGCGGUGGAGCUGGACCCGGAGGCGCGGUUGAUCAAGUACUUUAACCAGGAGAACGGACGCGUGUUUGUGCACCCCAGCAGCACGCUGUUUGGAAGCCAGGGCUUCUCGGGGAGCGCGGCGUACAUGUCGUACUUUAGCAUCAUCUCGACGAGCAAGAUUUUCAUCCGCGACCUGACGCCCUUCAACGCAUACACGCUGCUCAUGUUCUCAGGCGCCAUCGAGCUGGACACGCUUGGGCGCGGGCUGCUGGUAGACGGAUGGAUCCGGCUGCGAGGCUGGGCGCGCAUCGGCGUGCUGGUGGCCCGGCUGAGGGGCAUGGUGGACGACGUGAUCGCCAAGAAGGUGGAGAACCCGGGGCUCGACGUCGGCGAGGACAAGGUGAUUCGGAUGGUGAAGAGGCUGAUUGAGCUCAACGGCUUGGAUGCGUGAGGAGGAGAGCCUGUGCCGUGAGUGUGCGUGGUGGAGGUUAUCCGCCGAUGAUGUUGUUGUGUGCGGCAGGAGGGCCCUGGACGACAAUGCUAGAGUAAUGAGGAAAAAGACUUUGC
Messenger RNA from Purpureocillium takamizusanense, 4265 nucleotides. It is a transcript of the gene ucp12, whose product is annotated as RNA helicase. The coding region runs from base 97 to 4149 and encodes 1350 amino acids. The transcript has 2 exons. NCBI's taxonomy places the organism in Eukaryota, Fungi, Ascomycota, Sordariomycetes, Hypocreales, Ophiocordycipitaceae. Gene Ontology annotation, molecular function: RNA binding; ATP binding; protein binding. Gene Ontology annotation, cellular component: intracellular anatomical structure. The record is from RefSeq and is a predicted model, not a curated record.